UUAUUUUGUUUUAAUUUUAUGUAUAAAAUAUGAUCAUAAAUUGCAAGAUUAUAUUAAAGAGAAUUGUAAGAUUGUAAUAAAAAAGCAUAGAAAGUGAAACGCUAUCUUGUGAAUUGUUACAACGGUGACUCCAGCCACGAAUUCUUGGACCAUUACCCAAUUAGUUCCUAACUUUUUUGUGAACGUUUCGUUUUGAUUCCUAAAUUUAUUUUUUUUUAAAUCAUAUUUGAUUGAAAUAAUUGAGAAGUUAGGAAUGAUGUUUACUAAGUGCAUUUAAUGAUUAAUGAUGAUGAAAGUAGGCUUAAUUCAAAGCCGUAGGAGAAGACCAUGGCUUGAAACCUUGGAGUUGAUCCUCAACAGUUUUUGUUGUAAAAGGGGCCACUGCCCAUUAAGCCCAAAGGAAGAAAAGUUGCCUUUUCCUCCCUACUGAAUGCUCUUAUCUAAAAAGCUUAUUCUAAGCACACCCUUGAUGGAUUCAAGUCACUUGUAGACUAAUUAUUUUUACUACUUAUAAUUCUAUAAUUAACAAUCAUAACCAUGGAUUUUUUUAAAGAUUCAUAUCAUAUUUAUUAUAUGGAACCCUCGUAGACCAAAUACUUAUAAAUAAUUAUUAUUCUAUAAAAAAAAUUAUUUCAUCGUGGAGUUAAAUUUUACAAAAAGAGUGAAAAACAUCUCUUAUAGGGCAUAUUAAAACGAUAAAGAUACUAAUAUAAUAAAAAUACAUUUAAAAACUAUAUAAAAAAAAACUGGACACAUUUUAUAAUUUCGUACAAUUUUAAUUGUCACUAAAAUAAACUCGAUCCACGAUCAAAAUUAUCAUUAUAAUGGAGUCCUUCGGUGUUUAUAUGGCCCAAAGCUGGCUCCACGCAGCCAUGCAUCUCAGCUUCCCGCCAUUUUACCCUAGGUAUGACUGAGAGUUCAAUUCUCAAUUACAGAGGAAGGCAGAUGUUCAUCAAAUCCGUAAUAACAAGCACAAACUCACCAACAAGAAGUCGAAACUUUUUCCUAAACCUCCUCAAGAAAUCCAUCACUGUUUCUCAUCUGACCCAAACCCACGCCCAGAUCAUCCAUAAUGGCUUCCAAAAUGACCUCUCAACCGUUACCAAACUCACCCACAGGCUCUUCGACCUCAAGGCCACCUCCUAUGCACGUCACCUCUUCCUCUCCAUCCCAAACCCCGAUCUCUUCCUCUUCAACGUUCUCAUCAAAGGCUUCUCUAACGUCCAUUCCAUUUCGCUCUAUACCCAUUUGAGGAAAUGCACUCACCUCAACCCUGAUAACUUCACCUACGCCUUCGCUAUCGCAUCCGCUUCUACCCUUUCGGAUGAGAAAGUGGGUAUGUUGUUACACGAACAUGCGGUUGUUGAUGGGUGUGGAUUGGAUUUAUUCGUGGGUACUGCUGUUGUUGAUUUUUAUUUGAAGAUUUGGCGAGUUGAUUUGGCACGAAAGUUGUUUGAUAAAAUGCCUCUAAGAGAUACGGUGCUGUGGAAUUCGAUGAUUUCUGGGUUGGUUAAAAUUUGUUGUUUUGAGGAUGCGUUACUGAUUUUUGGCGAUAUGCUUAAAGAUGGCGGGAUUCGGUUGGAUUCAACUACUGUGGCUGCUGUUUUACCGGCUUUGGCGGAGUUGCAAGAGUUGACUUUGGGGAUGGAGGUUCAGUGUUUGGCUUUAAAACUCGGGUUUCAUUCCUAUGUUCAUGUGCUUACCGCGCUUAUUUCGUUGUAUUCAAAAUGUAGGGAGAUUGAGGCGGCUAAGUUAUUGUUUGGAGAGAUUGGCAGACCAGAUUUGGUUUCUUGUAAUGCAAUGAUUUCGGGGUAUACCAGCAAUGGUGAGAGUGAGUGUUCGGUGAGGCUCUUUAAACAACUCCUUGGUUCUGGGGAAAAAGUCAAUUCAAGUACAAUUGUAGGGUUGAUUCCUGUCUUUUCUCCCUUUGGUUAUUUAAAUCUUACUACUUGUAUUCAUAGUUUCUGUGUGAAAUCUGGUAUUGUUUCACAAUCUUCUGUUUCAACAGCAUUAACUACUGCUUACAGCAGACUAAAUGAGAUUGAAUCUGCUCGGCUGCUUUUUGAUGAGUCCUCAGAGAAAACUCCAGCGUCUUGGAAUGCUAUGAUCUCAGGUUACACACAAAAUGGAUUGACAGAAGCAGCAAUAUCUCUUUUCCAGGAAAUGCAGAUGUCCAAAGUUAGUCCCAAUCCUGUCACAGUUACAAGCAUUCUUUCAGCUUGUGCUCAGCUUGGAGCUCUAAGUCUGGGGAAGUGGGUACAUGGCCUAGUUAGAAGCAAGAGUUUUGAGUCUAACAUUUAUGUGUCAACUGCUUUAAUUGAUAUGUAUGCAAAAUGUGGUAGCAUUAGAGAGGCUCGAAGAUUGUUUGACUUGAUGCUGGACAAGAAUGUGGUGACUUGGAAUGCAAUGAUUUCAGGUUAUGGCCUUCAUGGCCAGGGCCAGGAUGCACUUAGGCUCUUCUCUAAGAUGUCUGAUUCUGGGGUUGCACCAAAUGGUGUUACAUUUCUUUCUCUCCUGUAUGCUUGCAGUCAUGCUGGCUUGGUGAAAGAAGGAGAGGAAAUAUUUCAUUCUAUGAUCCAUGUUUAUCACUUUGAGCCAUUAGCUGAACAUAAUGCCUGCAUGGUUGACAUCCUUGGCAGAGCUGGCCAAUUAGAGAAAGCCUUAAAGUUUAUAAAGGAAAUGCCAGUUGAGCCAGGUCCUGCUGAGUGGGGUGCAUUGCUUGGUGCUUGUGUGAUCCACAAGGAUAAAGAGCUUGCCCGUGUGGCUUCUGAAAGGCUAUUUGAAUUGGACCCAAAAAAUGUAGGAUAUUAUGUUUUACUGUCAAAUUUAUACUCAGCUGAGAGGAACUAUCCACUGGCUGCUUCAGUCCGACAAGAUGUUAAGAAAAGAAAGCUGGCAAAGAUUCCUGGGUGCACUCUAAUUGAGAUUGGUGAAACCCCACUUGUCUUUACAUCUGGUGAUCGGUCCCAUCCUCAAGCAUCAGCAAUAUAUGCAAUGCUAGAAAAAUUAAUAAGGAAAAUGAAGGAGGCAGGUUUUCAGACCGAGACUGAUAUGGCAUUGCAUGAUGUAGAAGAGGAAGAGAAGGAGCUAAUGAUAAAUGUUCACAGUGAGAAAUUGGCCAUUGCUUUUGGCCUUAUUGCUACGGAGCCUGGAACUGAAAUUAGGAUUUUUAAGAAUCUUCGAGUUUGUGUAGAUUGCCAUACUGCUACUAAAUUUAUAUCCAAGAUUACUGAGAGGGUCAUUGUGGUUAGGGAUGCUAAUCGUUUCCAUCAUUUUAAAGAUGGUGUGUGUUCUUGUGGAGACUAUUGGUGAUGAAAUAACUAUUCAGUUCAUUGAAUAAGAUGGGUUGCAGAAAGCAACAAAUCAAGGUUGGGUGCUGUCAACCAAUUGGGCAUAAAGCCACCAGUCGACUUGGAUAGAAUCAUUUAUGCCAAAGUUAAUGCAAGUGAAUGCAAUUAACACUAUGUUUCACAUUCCAUACCUAUGUUCUAUAAUUUGGCUGGUUUUCUAACCAGAGAACUGGGAGAAUACCAAUCAAACCAUUCAGUUGUUCAACAUGAGUCUCAAGCUUUUGGCAAUCUUUAGAUUUUCAUCAGUUCAUGCUUCCUGUUUCCUUAUGUCCUUGAAGAAAUUUUGUGCAUAAACAGAUCUUGGAGUAACUGUUUCAUGAAAGAGAUAUUUCACAUCGCAAAAGUCUAGAUGUGUAAAGCUAAGGAGACCAAUUUUCAAGCCAAACUCAGUAUGCUCCGGUCAUGAAUCAAGGAAAACUGAUUGUCAUACCAUU
Molecule: messenger RNA, 3784 nt
Organism: Durio zibethinus
Lineage: Eukaryota; Viridiplantae; Streptophyta; Magnoliopsida; Malvales; Malvaceae
Gene: MEF29
Product: Pentatricopeptide repeat (PPR) superfamily protein
Biological process (GO): RNA modification
Molecular function (GO): zinc ion binding; RNA binding; protein binding
Source: RefSeq, a predicted model, not a curated record